Messenger RNA from Octopus bimaculoides (California two-spot octopus), 1063 nucleotides. RefSeq lists its product as uncharacterized. NCBI's taxonomy places the organism in Eukaryota, Metazoa, Mollusca, Cephalopoda, Octopoda, Octopodidae. The record is from RefSeq and is a predicted model, not a curated record.
GUGAUAUUUGUGGGAAAUCAUUCUUAAAAAGUCAUUACUUAACAAUACACACACGUACCCAUACAGGAGAGAAACCAUAUCAAUGUGAUAUUUGUGGUGAUUCAUUCACUAGAUGUAGUAUUUUGAUUAAUCAUAAACGUAUUCACACAGGAGAGAAACCAUAUCAGUGUGAUGUCUGCAGCAAAUCAUUCACUCAAGGUUCUGGUUUAACUAGACACAAACAAAUUCAUACAAGAAGGAAGCUAAAUCCCUGUGGCAUCUGUGAUAAACCAUUCUCUCCAGGUUGUGGUUUAACUAGUCAUGAACAUACUCACACGGGAGAGAAACCAUACCAGUGUGAUAUCUGUGGUAAAAAAUUCUCUCGAAACAUUAAUUUAACCAUACACAUGCGAAGUCAUACAGGAGAGAAGCCAUAUGAGUGUGAAACCUGUGGUAAAUCCUUUUCUCAGAUAAGUAACUUGGCUAUGCACAAACGUAUUCACACAGGAGAGAAACCAUAUCACUGUGACAUUUGUGGUAAAUUAUUCUCCCAAAGUGGUGAUUUAACUGUACAUGUACGUGUUCACACAGGAGAGAGACCGUAUAAGUGUGAUAUCUGUGGUAAAUCAUUCUCUCGAAAAGAUCGCUUAGGUGAACACAAACAAAUUCAUAUGGGGAAGCCAUAUCACUGUGAUGUCUGUGGUAAAUCAUUUUCUCAAAAUGAUUGCUUAGCUGAACACAAGCAAAGUCAUACACAAAAGAAGCCAUAUCUCUGUGAUAUCUGUGGUAAAUCAUUCUCUCGAAACGGUCACUUAACUUCACACAUAUUUACUCAUACAGGAGAGAAGCCAUAUCAGUGUGUUACCUGUGGUAAAUCUUUCUCUAGAACAAGUGAGUUAACUAUACAUGUACGUAUUCAUACAGGAGAGAAACCAUAUCAGUGUUAUAUCUGUGGCGACACAUUCCCUCAAAGGAUUCACUUAAAAAAACAUGCAUGUAUUCAUAUACAAUAGUAACUGUAUCAAUGUAAAAAUUCAGGUCAGCAAUGAUAGUUUCAAUAAAUGAUGGAUUUCAUAUAACUUUA